AUGUCCUGUGUGCACUGGUCAUUUACCUUCUCUGGUGGCACAAGCCCCGAGAGGUUGUACCGACACGGGAUUAGACCUGCUGCUUGGAUUUCACCAGAAUUGGAGAAUUUGGUCUACACUACCCCCAGAGAUAGCGAGGAUGCCAACACUACUGCGACAGAAAGCAUGGAGAACAAAGUCAUCAACUCAACAACACAAAAGCAAGGAAGCGAGGAAAAGAGCAACUACGAGCCCGAGAGAACUCUCGGAUCCUUUCGGGCUGGUAUCCGACGACAGGACACAGCAAAUACUGCCGAUCGAAAACGAAAACUCGGUUGGGAAGUCGACGAGAAGGCGAACAACAACGCUUCGUCUCGACUCGCUCGUCAUCGUCUCUUCGCUCAAGCCAUUCGUGACUUUCCCUCCGUCAGGGACCAAUUCUCUCAAAAGACCCCAGAGUCUUAUGGAUUUGUUACUCAGCUGCAUCAAUACGUCGUGCUCAACGCCGUCAACUGGCCCACGGACUUUCUGCUCCGUGCCGUAGACACCCAAGUUGUCGGCAUGGCGCUUUGGUUUGUGUCUAUCAUGUACGGCAGUGUUCAUCUCGCCGCAUGA
Molecule: messenger RNA, 594 nt
Organism: Fusarium redolens
Lineage: Eukaryota; Fungi; Ascomycota; Sordariomycetes; Hypocreales; Nectriaceae
Exons: 2
Coding region: 1-594 (197 amino acids)
Source: RefSeq, a predicted model, not a curated record